ACUGCUGUAUUGAAGCAGACAGCCGUUGCUCCUGACCCUCAGAAUUUUAGUCUGUAGAGCUCACCAAAGGACAAGUAUUUUGGUCAAUUGUGCCUCAGGGCACUGAGGCUGAGGGCAGGCUCUAGGACAAACACGUGUAGUUUGCUGACACGCAACCAUGAUGAAAACGGGCGCCACCAAGGUGGGCCUGCCCAAGCCGGGACUACAGGAGCGGGCCAGGCAGGCCUCCUUGACCCCCUCUUCUUCUGCCUCCUCCUCCACAGCCAUGAAGACCUCCAGAUCCUCCAACACGCUGGCCUCAGACCACCGCCUCAGCAGGCUGAAAAGAGCCAGCAGUGAUGAUGCCUUGACAAAGCCUGCACUUGGAACUGCUGCCUCUGGCUCCCGGAUGAAGAAGACUGUUACUACUGGAGCCAUCUCAGAUCUUGCUGAGGCUCGCCCUCGCAGCCUGUCUGGUGUGCAAGCAGCCAAGAAGUCUGGUAUCCCAGCUCCUAGAGAAAUCCCUUCCACCAUAACAAGAGAUCGGAUCUCUCUGAGGGACCAGCUUAGGAGCUCCUCAGCUAAGAGGAUGGUUUCUAGUGCUAGCACCUCCAGCCUCUCUACCCUGACAAAGCAGACACGCAGUUCAACCAAGUCCCGUGGAGAUGCAGAGGGUCAGGAAAAGGGCCUUUUGGAGUGCCAGGUGAAGGAGUUAAUGGCUGAGGCCAAGGCUAAAGACUUGGAAAUCAGCAAUCUUAGGAUGGAGUUGCAGCGCUGCAAAGGUAAAGCUACUGCUGUCUCAUGGCAGGAGCCUGCUGCAGAUCAAGAGCAGGGACAGGUGACAGAGGCCCUUGUGCUGGUUGGAGAGCUGAGGGAGAAGAAUGGGAAGUUUCAGAGAGAGCUGGCAGCACUCAGGGAGGAGAACCAGGGGCUGAAGGAAAAACUGCUUUCCUUGGAGGCCUCACCACUCUCUAGUACAAAUACAAGCAGCCCAUCCAAGCCUUUAGUAAAUGGCCUGCCCUCAGACUCCAACUCCUCAGCUCAACAACAGGACAGUUUUCCUUCUACUGCCAGCCCUCUUAAAACCUCUGUCUCUUCCAGCUCAGACAUCACCAAGGACUCGCCAUCACCUGACUCCUCUGAGUUUGAGAAGAUCCCAUCACGUUCAGAGUCAGUGUGCAGUGGUGUCAGUGGGGAAGCUGUUACACUGGGGGCAGGAGCCAAUGCAGCAGGGCAGGAUGUGUCGGUGCAGCGCCUGACAGAACAAAUUCAUAAGAUGGAGGAGAGCCACCACAGCACAGCUGAGGAGCUGCAGGCAACUCUGCAAGAGCUGGCUGACCAGCAGCAGGUGGUGCAGGAGCUGACGGCUGAAAAUGAGCGUCUGGCUGAGGAGAAGCGCCUCCUGCAGACCUCGCUUCAACAGCAGAGAGAGCGUGUGGAGGUGGUGGUCCAAAAGAAUGAGGCGCUGGCUGGGCGACUUCAAGAGCAAGCUCAAGCUCAGGCCCAGAGGGAGGAGGAGCUGGGCAGCCAAGGGCCUCGAUUAGCAGAGCUGGAGCAGAGGUAUGGUGAGCUAGUUGAAAGCUCCCGCUUCGAACGGGAAAAGUUAGUGGACAUCCAGCAACAGUUGACGGGCAGCCUGCGUGCUCUGGAGGAGGAGCACCAGGAGGCCCAGGGCCAGGUGCGCUGCCUCAGAGAGGAGAUGGACAGGCUGCAGGCCCACCUGGGCAGGGAGCAGGAAGCCGGAGGUCAGGCAGCACAGGCUGCAGAGCAGCAGAGGGCGACAGCAGAGUGUCUCAGACUGGAAAACAGUCGGCUGAAGGCACAGGUGGAUAUUGAGAGGCAAAAGGUGGGGGAGCUGAAGGCCAUGCAGAGUGCCAGUGACAGCACUGAAGUGCAUGACUUGCUGAAGACAGCCCAUGCUGAGAGAGACAGGCUGGAGGUGGAGCUGACAGAGCUGAGACAGGAGCUGCUACAGGCACAAGCCGAGACUGAGCAUGUGCGAGCCACAAUGUCCAAGGUGGAGGCCAAAUGCCAGCAGGUUCAGGAGCAGGCAGAGAGGAGGGAGGAGGAGCUCAGCAGCCGGUUGACUUCCCUAGAGGAGGUCGGGAUCCAGGCUGAGAACCAGGUGAAGGAGUUGAAGGAGACCAUCUUUGAAUUGGAGGACCAGGUGGAGCAGCAGAGGGCAGUCAACUGCCACACCAACCAAGCUGUCCUGGACCUGGAGAAUCUUUGCAAAAAGCUUGAGGAGCAGAAAGCUGAAGCUGAUCGACAGCUGAAAGUUUUGAAUAGACAGAUGAAGGAUGAAAAAGAAGAGUGGCGUCGGUUCCAGGCAGACCUCCAAACAGCAGUGGUGGUGGCCAACGACAUCAAGGUCGAGGCUCAGCAGGAGCUGCGUACACUCAGGAGGCAGCUGCAGGAGGAGCAGGAUCGCAGUGCAAAGCUGUCCACAGACCUUGAGGCCCUGCAGGGAGUCAGGUCCCAAGGUGAUGAGGUGAGGGUGUCUGACUCUGAUAACAGUCGUCACUGGUGCGGCAUCUCCAUGAUCCCGACCACACCCGUGGACGCCAGCGGAGAUGCCGACUCCGAGCCCGGAGCUACUGUCAAAUCCCUCAUUAAGUCCUUUGAUACUGUGGGACAGAAUGGACCAGGCCACACAGUUCAAAUGCAUUCCUCACCAAGAAGCCCUCUGAGUGGGAUCCCUGUACGCACUGCCCCUGCUGCUGCUGUCUCCCCGAUCCAGAGACAGUCAUACAUAAAGCCACUAUCAAAAACGUUGGAAAAAAGGAUCAAUCAUGGAGAAUUCUCCCAUCAAUAUGAUAAAUUGUCUGGCGGCAGUGAGGACCUGAAACCUACCAGCCUCAUGAGGAAGAGCCCUUCUCUUGAGUCUGUAAUCAAAACCCCUGCCUCCUUCAGCAGCCGCACAGCAUCCUUCAGCUACAAUCGAGGCAACAGCAAGCUCAGUGUGGAAAGAAAGGACCCCUUGGCUGCACUGGCGCGGGAGUACGGAGGAUCUAAGAGAAAUGCUCUACUGAAGUGGUGCCAGAAGAAAACAGAAGGCUAUCCGAAUAUCGAUGUCACCAACUUCAGCAGCAGCUGGAGUGACGGCCUGGCUUUCUGUGCUCUCCUGCACACAUAUCUGCCAGCCCACAUCCCAUACCAGGAACUCAUCAGUCAAGAUAAGAUCCGGAAUCUGACCCUGGCUUUCCAGGCUGCCGAGAGCAUUGGCAUCAAACCGUCCCUGGACAUCGAGGAGCUGAUGAAGACGGACAGGCCGGACUGGCAGAGCGUCAUGCUGUACGUCUCUCAGAUAUACAAGUACUUUGAGACCUGACAUGCGGUGUGAAGAGGAUCGGAGGCGCUGCAGCACUUUUUUUCUGUCGCCACUACAUUCACCUUCCAGACAGACAGGACGCUGCCCCAACCUCGACGCUUCUCCUGCCUGUGACUCAAAAACCAAAUCUUACAAAGACUGCCAUCGGGAGAGACAUUACCAGUCUGAACUUGUGCCAAAACACAACUUACACGAGACUCAAUCAUACAAAGCUCAAUCUAUGCAUGGUUAAAGUGGAACCUUUCUGUCUGAGUGUGCAGCGUGAUCGUCUCCUUCCACUGAGUGAACCUUUGGUACAUGUGGCUUCAGAGCAUCUCUCCCCACAAGCUGAGCAGCUUAUUGUGAACGAGCCGGAGUUGUGCUUCACAGAGCAAGAAAAGUAUUUUGACAGGUUUGAGCUGAAGCCCUUUAUAUUUCCCACCUUUUAACUGUGCGUGUCCAUAAAGACAUUAAACAAGACUAGCUGCCAUCUGUGACGCCACACUAGAGAACAAUUUAACACUAAAAAAGUUGCUGAAUAGUUUUGUAGAGAUUAUUUUUUAAUGAAGAGAACAGAUUGAUGUCUAUGUUCGCGUCGUUUUAUGGCAUUUAGGGUUUGGCUUGAAUCACGCCGUCACCGUCGUUCCUGUGCCCUGCUGCGCUGUUUCUCCACGUCUUCCAUCAAAUCGCUCCCCAGCAGCGCCGAGAUCGGAAAGUGGCCGAAGGUAUGUAACUUGCUGCUCAGAGACAUAAACUGAUCCCUGGACUGGUAUACCGAUCCUUGGAGUGGUAUGCCGCUGUGAUGCCACUAGUAUCCCACUGACACAUGGUGGUAUGUGCUGCUUGAGAUUGUCAUGCCAUUAAAAAUACUAUGAAUAUGCAAAUAAAAUGCCACUGGGCUGGUUUUACGACAAAUACUGAUGUAAAUUUAUUCAUUUUUUAGUCUUUUUAGACUUACCUUUAAUAACUUAACACAUUUCCGUUAAUAAAGGAAUGAAUGCAUUUACUUGGUUGGGAUGUAUGCAUGUAGACAGUAAUUCCACUCGGGAUUCUUGCAUUAUGAUAGUAAAGUAAUAUGUCUAAAUUUCUGCCUAUAACCUAUUCAAAGCUAAUGAAAGAGCUAGCCUUAGCUAACAUGUCUAAUGUUAGCCCAGCCACAGCAGCCAGUCUGUCUGAUCAAUAACAGAAACUUUGAGCCAACCAACCAAACAAUAGUUACUGACAGAUUUUCCUUAACAGGAGAGCAUACAUUACUUCAUGUACUUCAACUGGAAUAAGCUGCUAGUAAAGAAAACUAUGGCUGAGCUUGAGUCUUGAUCAAGCCAAUGCUGCACGCCUAAUACCGACACACCACUCCUCUGAUACACUGAUCCAGCGUAUAAGCCUUUGGGCAUCGAUAUACCUACUGUUCCAGAGGUAUAAGCCUUCCGACAUCGGCAUAAUAGUUUCAAGCGGCACAUACAGUCAUGUGAUGGUGGAAUACCAUUGGAAUGACAUCGGCAUACCACUCCAAGGAUCGGUAUACCAGUUAAGGGAUCCGUAUAUGGCGCUGAGCAGCAAUUGACAUACCUCUGGCCACUUUUCAAUCUCGGCGUGAAGAACUAUGGUACUGCAGCUGCUUUGCGAAAUGUACAUUUAUACUUGGCAUGCCAUGUUAAAUAACAGAGGAGAGGACGACUUUUACACGUGAGAGACGAGGCACAACACUUUCUCUGUGGUACGAUUUAGACAUGCCUCCAUUUGCAGACGUUUUGAAAGAUUAAAAAGUGUUAUUUAUUUAUUUACAUGCAUCCUUGAGAAGACGUGAGCGUGUGGACAGAAAAGUUUUCUAUUCUACGGAUGUCAGAGUCGGAAGACUGUUGGAGUGAACUCAAUAAAGUAUUGUCAAGUUUUAUAUUCAA
This is a messenger RNA of Acanthopagrus latus (yellowfin seabream), 5190 nucleotides long. RefSeq names its product sperm antigen with calponin homology and coiled-coil domains 1 (gene specc1). Gene Ontology annotation, biological process: actin cytoskeleton organization. Gene Ontology annotation, molecular function: protein binding. Bases 158 to 3310 code for a protein of 1050 amino acids. The transcript is spliced from 15 exons. Gene Ontology annotation, cellular component: microtubule organizing center; filamentous actin. NCBI's taxonomy places the organism in Eukaryota, Metazoa, Chordata, Actinopteri, Spariformes, Sparidae. The record is from RefSeq and is a predicted model, not a curated record.